CACGGCAAUGCAUCGGGCAGAGAAAAGUGAGUAUCGAAACCACUCUGGUUCUUUGUUUUGUCAGAUUGCAUUGCGUUGUGUCAAGGAUUUAGCGUAUUCCUGCUUGCAUGGCUGGCCACUGCCCAUUUUGCACUCACACGUUUUUGUGUUUUUCCCGUGGCAGGCGCGAAUUUUUCCAGGAAACCCUGAACAAAAUGACGGCCAGCGUCCGGUAUGGCUUUGUCGGACCCGAAGACGGCGCCCGAACCAUCCACGAGUGCGCCGGGUUGCUGGGCCUGCAGCUGGCCGUCGAGAUCCCCGUGACCACGAUCGUGAUCUCGGGGAUGCGGAAGAGCACCACGGAGGAAGACAUCCGCGACACGCUCGGCGUCUUUGGCGACAUUGCCGUGGCCGCGGUUGCGCCCAAGCAGAAGGGAUACGGCAUCCUGCGCUUCACGUCCGACAGUGCCGCGGAACGGGUCAUGAACCGGUUCCGAACGGAGGAGAUCGUCCUCGACGACGUGGCGGUGCAGCUGAUCGUGAUCAAACCCGGUUCCAGCCUCGAAGCCAAGGAGCCCAACGGCGUGAUAUAGAACAAAACCGGUGGCACGUC
This is a messenger RNA of Pseudo-nitzschia multistriata, 592 nucleotides long. The record is from the annotation of a GenBank genome assembly. Lineage: Eukaryota; Bacillariophyta; Bacillariophyceae; Bacillariales; Bacillariaceae.